Messenger RNA from Trichobilharzia regenti, 348 nucleotides. The record is from the annotation of a GenBank genome assembly. Lineage: Eukaryota; Metazoa; Platyhelminthes; Trematoda; Strigeidida; Schistosomatidae.
AUGGCGUCUGAGAAAACUGAGGAUAAACAAUCUUCACGAUCUGUAAAGUAUUUCUCUGUAAUUAUUGCAUUGUUCGGCACAUUUACCAUCUCACUAUUAACUAUGGCAGCGGUUAUGAAACCACCAAAUAAUAGUGAAGCAAACGAAGGAGAAGAAGAUCAGAGGAGUGAUGAAUUAUUUAGAAAUGGAAUGAUGUUCAGUAGUCUUAUGAUUAUUAUUAUCCUCCUUGUAUUAGGUCGAUUAUAUAAUGAAUCUGAAAUGUUUAAAGAAGAUGAGAAAGAACCUGAAGAUAAGGCAGCAUUGUUUGAAAAAGACUCAAAAGAUGAUGCGCAUCUGUUGGCCGCCUAA